Molecule: messenger RNA, 1323 nt
Organism: Paramecium pentaurelia
Lineage: Eukaryota; Ciliophora; Oligohymenophorea; Peniculida; Parameciidae
Source: the annotation of a GenBank genome assembly
AUGUUAAUAUCUGAGGUUAGUGCAACUUAUAACCAGAAUCAAAGAAGAGAUAAUAAAGAUGUUGUUUUUAAGGUUCAUUUUUAAUAUAACUAUUUAUAAAAGUAUGUUUAUCAAUGGAACGAUAAUGCUGAAGAGCAACUUAAGAAAUAAUUCCAAAUCCAUUAAGGUAAUUGGAAAUCUAUCAGCUAAUCAUUGAAUGGACCAAGUCCUUUGGAAUGUAUGAUAAAGUGGCAAAGUCUAAAUCCUAAUCAAGUAUAUUUUGGAUAUAUUAAAAUUAAGACUCUUUCUAGACAAUUAUGGUCAUAAGAAGAAGAUGAAUAAUUGAAGGAGCUUGUUAAGAAGUACGGAAAGAAAUGGAGUAAGAUAUGUACAGUGAUGAAUUGGAGAACUGGAAAGCAAGUUAGAGAAAGAUAUCUAAAUCAAUUAUAGAUGCACAUAAAUAAUGAAAAAUGGACAGAUUAGGAAGACAAGAUGAUUUUGAAAUUAUACAAAAAGUUUGGAACAAAAUGGAGUUACAUAUCUAGUUUACUUAAUGGAAGACCUGUAUAUAUGAAUAUUAUAAUAUUCAAUAGGAGAAUAUGGUAAAAAAUAGAUUUUAUGCUACUUUGAAAAGAAGAUUUCAAAAAGAAUUAGAUGUUGAUGAUCAAAGCUAAGAUUCUGAAGAUUCUUAAGAGUCUUACAAUAUAAACAAAUAUAAAAAGAAGAAAAAGUAAAGACCUUAUAAAUUGAAUAAUGAUUCUACUUUAAUAAAAAAAUGUUAGCUUUAAGAUGCCAGUCAAUAAAUAUUCAAACGAAUUACAAGAUCUAAGAAUAACAAUCAAUAAAAAUAUUAAAUCAAAUAAGAAAAUACUUAAGAAUAAAUUCAAUAAUUAAAUAUACCUCAAAAUAAAUAGUUAAUUGAAAAAUAGGAAUAAGAAAUUAAAUCAAAUUAACUCGAAUAAUAAUAAUAAUAUGAAAUUUCAUUCAUUUAAUAGUAAUAAUAAUAAGAAAUAAUAAAUGAUUAAAUUAUUACUAAUUAUAAUUAGAUUCCAUAUAAUCCAAUAAUGUUAUUUUAACCUCUAUAAAAUAUUUAAGUUCCAUAUGGAUAUAAUUACUUAUAAUAAGUAGGUUAAAAAUAAUAUUAGUAAUAUUGUAAGUUUGAGAAUAUAAUUGAUUAAAAUCAAUAAUAUUCUAAUUAACAUAAUAAUUAUUAAUCAUUUAUUCAACCUAUAUAUAAUUAGAAAAUUGAUAAUUAUAAUUCAUAAAUUAGGUAUCAAUAAUUAUAGUAAUAUAAUUAUUAAGUAUUCCAGUGACAUUUCAUAAUUGGAUCAAAAGGACCAAUGA